AUGGUACACCGGUGCCAGCUUUUAAUAGCUUCCCCCGGAGCAGGCGAGAAUGAGGCAGCUGCAGCCAUGGAAGAGGCGGCAAGGGCAUUCAUAGUGGUCAUGAUAGCACAUUGCGAAACUGGUCCGGCUGCCUUUGUCUUCUCAUCGAGCACCCGACAAUGGCGAGCCGCUGCAUCCAAUGGUUGGGAUGAUUUGUUCCCCAACCAGGGAGAGUCAACCAUGAUCUCAUCAAUGCACAGAAAGUUGGUCGGGUGCCAUUACGCUUAUGGCUGCUUUUAUUUGGAGUCCACAAUGAAUAACAAGUUGCUUGUGUUUGACACCCGGAGGAUGGAGUUCUCCAUCCUCGACGUCCCAUGCGAAACAUCGAACAUGUUCGGUCUAGCCAUUGUGGAGGCAGGAGAAGGCAGGCUCGGGAUGUUGGAUAUCCAUGAUGAAACUUUAGGUGGCAAAUGUGAUCUCUGUUAUUACAUUAGAGGAAACAGAGGUGAGAAUUCUGGCCAGUGGAAGAUCGAGAAGACAAUAUCACUACCUUAUGAUUAUCAGUACUAUAUCCAAGCUUCAACUAAGAGGUACUUGCUCCUAAGAAAGCUUGGACCCCUGCAGUCCAUAAGCUCAUCUCUGGAGGUGGAAUAUGUCUCAAUGGAUGUCAAGACAUUGCAGCUUCAGAGGGUUUGUGGUGUAUCUUUCGGGUAUAGCUUGGCCAGCGAGCGCAUAUACACCAACUUCCCUCCAUCCUUGUUGUCUGCACCGACAAUAUGA
Messenger RNA from Triticum turgidum subsp. durum (durum wheat), 759 nucleotides. The record is from the annotation of a GenBank genome assembly. NCBI's taxonomy places the organism in Eukaryota, Viridiplantae, Streptophyta, Magnoliopsida, Poales, Poaceae.